AGGAGAAUAUUCGGAAACCCUAAUUACUCAAAUCCAACCUCUCCAACUACGCCUCUUCGACUCCCGCAGCCAUGGCCGCUGCCGACUCCUCCGCCGCCGCUCCUUUACGCCAGCUCUCGCAGAAGGAGACGGACAUCCAGAUGAUGCUCGCCGCCGAUGUGCAUCUCGGCACAAAAAACUGCGACUUCCAAAUGGAACGCUACGUCUUCAAGCGCCGCACUGACGGUAUAUACAUAAUUAACCUUGGCAAAACAUGGGAGAAGCUCCUUCUUGCUGCUAGGAUAAUUGUUGCCAUUGAGAACCCACAAGAUAUUAUUGUUCAGUCCGCCAGGCCUUAUGGUCAGAGGGCAGUGCUUAAGUUUGCUCAAUACACCGGGGCUCAUGCAAUUGCAGGAAGGCACACUCCUGGAACAUUCACCAAUCAGAUGCAGACAUCCUACAAUGAGCCUCGUCUUCUAAUUCUCACUGAUCCAAGAACAGAUCAUCAGCCUAUUAAGGAAGGUGCUCUUGGCAACAUUCCCACUAUUGCCUUUUGUGACACUGAUUCUCCAAUGCGGUAUGUUGACGUUGGGAUUCCGGCCAAUAAUAAGGGGAAGCAUAGCAUUGGUUGUCUGUUUUGGCUUUUAGCUCGCAUGGUGCUGCAGAUGCGGGGUACUAUUCGUCCAGGUCACAAGUGGGAUGUAAUGGUGGAUUUAUUCUUCUAUAGAGAACCUGAAGAAGCCAAGCAACAAGAGGAAGAUGAAGCACCACCUGCCCAAGAUUUUGCCAUCGAUUUCAAUGAUACUGCCAUUAGCAGCUUCCCUGCCGACAGACAAUGGCCUACUGCACUCGACCAACCUUGGACAGGGGACGCUCCACAACCAAUUCCAGCAGUUCCUACUAACUGGACCCCAGAAACAGCUGCUGCAGGAGAUUGGGGCGAGGCUGUUCCUGCACCGGUUCCUGCUGCCGUACCGGCUCCACAAGUUGGUGUGCCUCCAGCCCAAACUUUUCCUGCUACUGGCUGGGACUAGGACAAGAUAUUUUGAUUCCAUGGUGUUAAAACCAUAGUUUUUCUUCCCCUCGGCUCAGAAUUUUCCCUUCCGAGAUUAUCUUACAAAAGAAACAUAAUUUGCUUCUCAGUAAAAUUUUGUUUGUUGACAUAUUGUAGGAAAUUUUAUCAUUUAAAUUUAAUAAUUAUUUAUUUCA
Messenger RNA from Vigna umbellata (rice bean), 1188 nucleotides. RefSeq names its product small ribosomal subunit protein uS2-like. NCBI's taxonomy places the organism in Eukaryota, Viridiplantae, Streptophyta, Magnoliopsida, Fabales, Fabaceae. Gene Ontology annotation, biological process: translation. Gene Ontology annotation, cellular component: ribosome; small ribosomal subunit. The record is from RefSeq and is a predicted model, not a curated record. Gene Ontology annotation, molecular function: structural constituent of ribosome.